Molecule: messenger RNA, 1003 nt
Organism: Phycodurus eques (leafy seadragon)
Lineage: Eukaryota; Metazoa; Chordata; Actinopteri; Syngnathiformes; Syngnathidae
Gene: slc25a4
Product: solute carrier family 25 member 4
Exons: 4
Coding region: 23-919 (298 amino acids)
Biological process (GO): mitochondrial ADP transmembrane transport; mitochondrial ATP transmembrane transport
Cellular component (GO): mitochondrial inner membrane
Molecular function (GO): ATP:ADP antiporter activity
Source: RefSeq, a predicted model, not a curated record
GGUCUCGUGGAAGCGCGCAGCCAUGUCGGACGCGGUGAUCAGUUUCAUGAAGGACUUCUUGGCCGGCGGCGUGGCCGCCGCCAUCUCCAAGACGGCCGUGGCUCCCAUCGAGAGAGUCAAACUCUUACUGCAGGUCCAGCAUGCCAGCAAGCAGAUCACAGCUGAGAUGCAGUACAAGGGCAUCAUGGACUGUGUGGUUCGGAUCCCAAAGGAACAAGGCUUUCUGUCCUUCUGGAGGGGCAACCUGGCCAACGUCAUCCGGUACUUCCCCACCCAGGCCCUCAACUUCGCCUUCAAAGACAAGUACAAGAAGAUCUUCCUGGGCGGCGUGGACCAGAAGACACAGUUCUGGCGCUACUUCGCCGGCAACCUGGCGUCGGGCGGCGCGGCCGGCGCCACCUCGUUGUGCUUCGUCUACCCCCUGGACUUCGCCAGGACGCGGCUGGCCGCCGAUAUCGGCAAGGGCGCGGCCGAGAGGGAGUUCACCGGCCUGGGGAACUGUAUCACGAAGAUCUUUAAGACGGACGGCCUCAAGGGGCUCUACCAGGGUUUCAACGUGUCCGUGCAGGGCAUCGUCAUCUACAGGGCCGCGUACUUCGGCUGCUUCGACACAGCGAAAGGAAUGCUUCCCGAUCCCAAGAACGCACACAUCGUGGUCAGCUGGAUGAUCGCCCAGACGGUGACGGCCUCGGCCGGCCUGGUGUCGUACCCCUUCGACACCGUCAGACGUCGCAUGAUGAUGCAGUCCGGUCGCAAAGGAGCUGACAUCAUGUACAGCGGCACGAUUGAUUGCUGGAGGAAGAUCCUCAAGGACGAAGGCUCCAAAGCCUUCUUCAAGGGCGCCUGGUCCAACGUGAUCAGAGGAAUGGGCGGAGCCUUCGUGCUGGUGCUGUACGACGAGAUCAAGAAGUACACAUAGGCCAGCCCGCGUCGCCACGGAAACCCUCCGGGAUGCUCGCUAGUCUUAAAUCUGCUCUUAACACGCGUGUGGCAGCCCCGAAAA